Papaver somniferum (opium poppy) is the source of this 662-nucleotide messenger RNA. Its product is annotated as S-norcoclaurine synthase 2-like. Gene Ontology annotation, cellular component: cytoplasm; nucleus. The transcript is spliced from 2 exons. Gene Ontology annotation, molecular function: protein phosphatase inhibitor activity; signaling receptor activity; abscisic acid binding. The record is from RefSeq and is a predicted model, not a curated record. NCBI's taxonomy places the organism in Eukaryota, Viridiplantae, Streptophyta, Magnoliopsida, Ranunculales, Papaveraceae. Bases 41 to 526 code for a protein of 161 amino acids. Gene Ontology annotation, biological process: defense response; abscisic acid-activated signaling pathway.
CUUACUGCACAACAAGUAGGAUCGAAAUCUGAAGAAGAAGAUGAAAGGGCAACUUUCAAAAGAGAUAGAGGUACCUGUUCAGGCAUCCGAUCUUUGGGAUGUUUACGGCACGCUAGAACUCGGAAAACUAGUCCCUAAAUUACUGCCUGAAGUUCUUCACAACGUCGAAAUCGAUAAUGGCGAUGGAGGUGUCGGUACAGUUUUAAAACUCAUCUUGCCACCAGGGUCCCCUAUAGCAUACUACAAAGAAAAAUUCACGAAAAUAGACGAGGAAAAACGUAUCAAAGUGACAGAGGUGGUUGAAGGAGGGUACUUGGAGCUGGGAUUUAGCUUAUACCGAAUUACGUUGGAAAUUACUGGAAAGGAAAGUGAUUCAUCAUCAUCGAUUAUCAUCUCAACUAUCGAUUAUGAACUUGAUGAUGCCUCUGCCGAUAAUGCUGCGUUGGUUUCUAUAAAACCAUUGGAAGUUAUAGCUGAAACUAUUGGGAUGUAUCUUAAAGACAAAAAAUAUGAUGCAAACAUUUGAAAUUCACAUUGUACUUUUCUUAAACUGUAAGGGGUACGUUUCUACUGUUCAGAAUUAGCUAUUCCGACCCUUUGAAAGAGUUGGGCCGUGCAUCUUUGUAAGGAAAUAAAAUUUGAAUGAUUUGUUUUUUUAGCGA